UAUAGGUUCGUCGAGCUUGACACAAGCUCGUCUGGCACAAUAUCUCGCCCUUAACGCACGAAUGACGUUAAACGUUGCGUAUUAAACGAAAAAAUAAUAGAAACGACGAAAGUAUUAAUUGAAACGUGAAAAUUCGUCAUACGGACGAAAAACUUUCAAAUCUUAUGUCCGAUACAAAUUAUUCAUGUGGAAUCACGUAGCUGAAUUUCAAAAAUCGAACUUGUAAGGACAAAUAUCAGGCCGAGGGACAAGGAUGGAAGGAUCCGGACUCGGCUAUUCUUAUCACCUGCCAUCAGCAGGAUGGAACCUCAAGGUUAGAAAUGCUCUGUCACAGUUCAGUGAUCUCUUCAGCGAGUUCAACAAAUACAUCGCGCCGGCUUAUCAUCAUGACAGAUGCGAAAGGUCAGUACAAAUGCGUUUGUACUCGAUGCACAAACGCGAAUUCGUCAUGGUAUUCGUUGCGUUUUUCGCUUGCUUUGGAUUAGCAGUAUUCAUCGGUCUCGCGGGUCCACCGAUAACGUCGACGAGCGAGCAAAAAGCUCAUGUAAAUGGCAGCGAAAUGGCAACGGGACCAUUCAUUAUGAAAACUCCUGCACUCUCAACUUACAGCCAACAGUUGUGGGUCAUCGCCAAGUUCACGACGGCGAAUAAUGACGACGAGCGAUACGACAAAACUUUUCAAGUUAGUGUUACGAUCGAUGGCAUCACACCCGAAGACAGACUUUCGCCUGUUUUAGCCGCGGAGACUGGACACAAUCGAACGAGGCAUUUGAAAUGUGAGAGAGAAUCGUGCGAGGAGCUCGUCGUAGCACACUUGGGAUCAUUAGAUUACAGUCACUACAUAAUAACAGUGCGUUUUCACGGCCUGGAGAGCUUCCAUCAACGUUAUUUAAUACGUGAUCUCACAUUCUACUUUAAAAAUUACAAUCCAGCCUUCACGCAAAUCGAAAUAUGGUUUAGGCUCAUUUUUCUUUUGUCUACUUUCAUCGUCACGUGCUGGUUCGGUCAUUCGUUGAGAAAAUAUCCUAUGCAGGAUUGGUCCAUCGAGCAAAAGUGGGUUUCGAUACUUUUGCCUCUUCUCAUUUUUUACAACAAUCCAAUGUUCCCCAUGACGUUUCUCGUCAAUUCAUGGGUGCCAGGAAUGCUCGAUGCUAUUUUACAGACAACUUUUCUUUGCGCAAUUCUCAUGUUUUGGCUGUGCGUUUAUCAUGGGCUUCGACAGAACGAGAGGCGUUUGCUUACAUUUUAUCUACCCAAAAUCGUCGUCGUUGGUUCUCUUUGGGGAGCUGCUCUCACUCUGGCAACUUGGUUACGAUGCACAGAGCUCGAGGAUCCAACUUACAACUACAUCGUUGACACAUCAAAUUAUUACGGCUUCAAAGUAUUUUUCUUCACGGUCGGUGGUGUUUACAUUGCUUAUCUGUUUCUCCUGAUUCUCCGAGCAUACAGUGAACUACGUUCCAUGCCAUAUUUUGAUUUGAGAUUACGAUUCCUGACUCUGCUGGCCGGAAUCGUAGCCAUUGUUUGUUCAAUCGUAACCGCUCGACAAUUCGGCGCUGGUGUACUCGAGGACAGCUUCGCGUCGCGUCUAUCGACGUACUACAAAACUUCAGCACAAUUCAUGGCUCUUUAUGGGUUACUGAAUUUUUAUUUGUACACAAUGGCCUACGUGUACUCGCCUGGAAUUCAGCAGGUUUACGGACAACACUCUUCCAUAACAAAGGACAAUCCAGCAUUCUCGAUGAUAAACGAUUCGGAUGAGGAAGUGAUUUACGGAUCGGACGAGGAUAGCCGGAGACCUUUGACACGAGUGCAAAGAAGCACCGACGACAGUGAUUGACAUGACGUCCGUAAAAUUUAACUAGACGAAAUUUGUACAUCCUCGCGAAUAGAUUUUUUUCUACUCAUAAACAUGUAUUUAUUUUUGAAUUUCCAAAUAACAAAUAGAGCGUCGCACACUAGAUGAGAUCUGUGUGCAACAAUCGAUGUAUCCGAGACAAUACCCCGAACGAAAUAUAAAUUUAUAUAAGAACGAGGAACAAAAACGAUUCCGAAAAAAAUGCGACUGAAUUUUCAUGCGACACGAAUAAACCUAUAUUUCCGACCCAUUAAUUGAGCGUACUUCAACGUCGUGCUUUUUUACGAAGAAAAAAAUUUUUCAUGUAGAACGAGAAAACACUUUUUUUCACUUACGUUCAACAUAGCUGCUCCCUUGUUUUUCGUACUCAAUUUAUCCCGAUCAAUCAAUAUUUGUAUAUAUUUGUCUUAUUAUUUUUUUCAUAUUUCAAAUGAAAACGGGUAAAACGUUGUUUGAAAACGCGGUUAUUUACGAGGAUUCCGAAUUGCGGUUUGUCGACGCAGUUAAUUAUAGGCCCAUACUAUGUAAAUAUUUACGAUGUUCGAAUGUUGUUGUCAUAUAUUUUCAAGGAUUCGUUGAUGUUUAACGAAAGAAAAGCCGAAUUCAAACACUAUAUGACUAUUAUUAUUAUAUAUAAAUAUUCGAAUGUUUCUACUUAAUAAAGAAUGAUAUGGAAAAAAUCA
This is a messenger RNA of Venturia canescens, 2541 nucleotides long. Its product is annotated as transmembrane protein 181. The coding region runs from base 254 to 1840 and encodes 528 amino acids. The transcript is spliced from 13 exons. The record is from RefSeq and is a predicted model, not a curated record. NCBI's taxonomy places the organism in Eukaryota, Metazoa, Arthropoda, Insecta, Hymenoptera, Ichneumonidae. Gene Ontology annotation, molecular function: toxic substance binding.